This is a messenger RNA of Peronospora matthiolae, 549 nucleotides long. Lineage: Eukaryota; Oomycota; Peronosporomycetes; Peronosporales; Peronosporaceae. The record is from the annotation of a GenBank genome assembly.
AUGUCAACAUCUGAUCAUCCAGAGUCAGAUGGUCAGACGGAACGUGCCAAUCGUGUCCUUGAAGAGAAACUUCGAGGAUACGUACACUCCUUUAAGAGUUGGAGUGAGUUUUUGCCAAUGGUAGAGUUUGCCAUCAACAACUCGGUGCAUGCGUCCACGACACAUACACCGUUUUACGUGAAUGGCUUGCGCCAUCCGCGUGUACCCACCUUACUAGAGUGUAACUCUGGUUUAAGGUGGGGAGGGACUCGCGCGAGCAAAAACCGAUUUGGUUCACGCUCAUCACGCUCUGACGAAGAAGUCAUUGCGUUUGAUGCCGAUAUCGAUAACAUCGAUAUCGAAGAAGAUGAUGCCAGUGAGAGUGCGGAAGCCCUCACUGAAGAAGAUGAUCCCAGUGAGAGUGCGGAAGCCCUCACUGAAGAAAAGAUUGAUGUUGCCACAGUGCGCUCACAGCGCACUGAAGCUAACGAGUCAUCAGAUGAGUUCAUACUGGCUCGUGAAACGGUAGUCCGUUUUGUGCAAGACCCCAUCGCCGAAGCGGUGACUUAG